UUGCCAGGCAGGAACAAGGCGGGGCGUAUCCAGGUUACGGGGCCGCUAGGUCGUCGGCCCGAGGAGGUGAAGGAUGGAGGAGGCCGGAGCGGCGGCGGCCGGGGCUGCCGGGGCUGCCGGGGCAGGAGCCGGAGCCGGAGCCGGGACCGAAGCCGGGGCCGGGGCCGGGGCCGGACCCGGACCCGUGGCCGCCGAGUCGGAGCUGAACCUUUCUCGCCUGGGCGUGACCCCCGAAGCCCUGGCACAGGAGCUGGAGAUGCGGGCCGAGGAGCGGCGGGGCUCCCGCGAGACGCAGCGGCUGCUGCUGCCGCACAACCGGCUGGUGUCGCUGCCGCGGACGCUGGGCGCCAGCUUCCCGCAGCUGCAGCUGCUGGACGUGAGCGGCAACGGGCUGGCGGCCCUGGGGCCCGAGCUGCUGUCGCUGCGCUGCCUGCGCACGCUGCUGGCCAAGAACAACCGGCUCGGCGGCCCCGGCUCGCUGCCCAAGGGCCUGGCCCAGGCGCCGCUCUGCCGCACCCUGCAGGUGCUCAACCUCAGCGGCAACUGCUUCCAGGAGGUGCCCGCCGCGCUGCUGGAGAUGCGGGCGCUGCAGACGCUCAGCCUCGGCGGCAACCAGCUGCACGCCAUCCCGCCCGAGAUCGAAAACUUGCAGAGCUUAGAGUUUUUGUACCUUGGAGGGAAUUUCAUCAAAGAGAUCCCACCUGAAUUAGCAAACCUGCCUUAUUUAAAUUAUUUGGUAUUGUGUGAUAACAAGAUUCAAAGUGUGCCUCCUCAACUAGCACAGUUGAAUUCGCUUCGUUCCCUUAGCCUCCAUAACAAUCUCUUGACAUACCUGCCUCGGGAGAUCCUUAGCCUAGUUCAUUUGCAAGAGUUGAGUUUGAGAGGUAAUCCCUUGGUGGUUCGUUUUGUGAGAGAUUUAACCUAUGACCCUCCCACUCUUCUGGAAUUAGCUGGUCGGACCAUUAAAACUCGAAAUAUUUCCUACACUCCUUGUGACCUUCCUGGAAACCUUGUUCGAUACUUGGAUUUAGCAAGCAACUGUCCAAACCCAAAGUGUGGAGGUGUCUACUUUGAUUGCUGCGUUAGACAAAUCAAAUUUGUGGACUUUUGUGGGAAGUACCGGCUCCCGCUGAUGCACUACCUGUGCUCUCCAGAGUGUUCUUCCCCAUGCAGCUCGGCUUCUCAAAGCUCCACGUCCCAGAGCGAGUCCGAUUCAGAAGAUGAGGCGAGUGUGGCUGCCCACAGGAUGCAGAAGGUUCUUCUUGGAUGAGAAAGUUUAGAAAAGUAUGAAUAAAACAUGAAGACUGGAUGAAAGUGGUCAGAAAAACCAAUGCUAUAACUUGGAAGUUGUUGAAAAAGCAGUAAGAUUUUGAGAAUUUGAGAUUCACAACCUCAUUUUCAUCUUGUGUGCUCAUGGCUCAACUGGAGAUGAUCUGGACACACCUUGUGUUGUGCCAAUUUAUUCAACAGGAAUUAAGAUCAUUCUAUGUGCGGAUUCUUUGAAUAUAAGAUUUGCACAGAACUGCCAUUUCAGAUCUGUUAUAAAAGACAUUGUGAUCAGUAGCCUGUUUCUUUUUGUCUCUGAGAAAUGGCAUGUAGCCAGGUGGUUUAUUCUGGAGUGCCACUGCCACAAUAGACUGUGACUGGUAUAAUCUUGGGGGGGGGAUGAGGGUGGGGAUUGGGCUGGAAAUAGAAAAACCCAUUUUAUAAUAUAUAAUUAUCAAACAACUUUGUGUCCUACCCCUGUUCCACAUUGAUAUAGAUUCUCAGAUGAUUUUAUAGGACCUCUCACCCCUUGUGUCCUUUGGGACAUUCAGACUUUGGCAAAAGUUUGAAGACUAUAAUUUAUAUCUGGGCUUUAAGAGCCUACAUUCCUGCUUCUUUAUUAGAUUGCUACUGUUAUGUUCAUUUCAUCUUAUUCUACCUCUUUGCCAUGACUCUGUAUAUAGUGCCUUUAGCUUGAGAAGGAUACAGGGCAGCUUAUCCCAGAUUUGGUGCUAAUACAUCCUGUAGCCUUAUUUAUAUACACUAUGCAAGGAACCUUACAAUAUGCUUUUUACAGUGAAAAACAAAGUCCAAAUCAUAAUCUAAGCUCAUAACUGCCUUCCAUUUUUAAACAAGAAAGAUUCUUAAUAGAUUACUUUGUUCUGUAAAGAGGGGGGAGCAUGCUAGUUUUCAACAUGGAAAAACCAAGGAAUAUGAAAAGUUGUAGGAAUAUUUUUCCCUCCACUGUAAAAUGAGAAGGCAAAAUUGAUUGAAGAAAUUUGAGAUCUUCUUCAUAACACUAAAUGAAAACAAUUAUUGGAAAACUAGGAUAAAUGUUACGACCUUGGGGUUGUAUAUUUAGUGCACUUAUAUUGUGGAGUAAUAGCAAUGCUUUACAUUUACAUAAAUCUUAAGAAAAUGCUUUCCUGUGAUUACAUUUAGUUCUCACAGACCUGUAAAGAAGCAGGAAUGGAUAUUAUUCCCACUUGGGCAUUAAGUGACUUGCAUGGCAGAAGUAGGGAUUAAUAAAACCUGACUCUUUUAACUCCAAGUCCAGUGUUUUUCCACUAACCAGACUGUGUCUCACUUGACUUACUAGGCAAUUUUAUACCAAAUAAUGUAAAUUAUUUUUUGCACUUUUUAUAUUGGAAAGUUUACUGGAGAGCAUUACAGAUGUAAUGUGCUUUGGCAUAAAGUACUGGUUGAGGUAACACACAUGGGACAGAAAGAAGAAUGAAUUUAUUUUGUGAACCAGAAUGAACUGCUAUUAGGUGAAUGCUCAAAAUUGAGGAUAUGUUUAAACAAUCUAAAAGCAGUUAAUGGUUCUUGGUUGAUUGAGAUAACCAAAGCAUUCAUUUUCUGGACUUUGUUAUCUUUUGUCCCAUUGAAAUGAAUAAUAAUGAAAUUAAUAAGAUUAUGAAAGUUAAUGGAGACCAAGUUCUUUUCCCUUAGUUCAGCCUUAUCUUAUGGUUGAAAAUGACAUGGAUUCCUUUUUGAAGGUUAAUGCCCCAUGUAGCAUUUUUCAUGGAAGCACAUCUUUCCAACUAGGGAAGUGAGACUAUUACUGAUGUAAAAUUUUUUCAUAUAUGAAAGGGUACAACCAGAAAAACAAUUGGGUUUAAACAAAAAUGAUGUGGUUCUGUUUGAAUCUGGGAGUACUAUGUGUUUAUAUGACUUAUCUGGCCAGUUUUAUAAUCAUCUGUGGUAAUCACAAUCAAUAGAUUGCUGAAAAAUAAUGUUUUGGGGUUAAUUAAUAUUUUGAUCUUCUCUCACACUAGAUAAUAGUUUGACCUUAUUUUCACUUUUUUUCCUCUGACAGAUAUACUAGUGAUCUACUAUGUUCAGAAGGCAAAGCAACCAUCAGGGUAGGGAGAGCAUACAAAAGAAGUGGAGGCCAGGGUCCAAAUAAUUGGUUCCUCACUUAUAUCUAGAAUUCACUCCAUGGUGAAAUGAAUUUCUAUCUCUUUAAUUUCUAUAGUUGUGUUGUUAUAUUUAAGCUAUCAUUUUAAGUCUAUUUUUUACCCCAAAACUACACAUUUUUAUGUUGAAAUGUUUUCUCUAAUCCACAAAGUUUAGUUGUAAAGUUAACAUUUUUUGCGUGCAAUUUAUCAGGUUAUUUCAAAAUUUUAGAAUACAUUUUUGAAAAUGUUAGUUUGUAUCUUCUUAGACAUACUCUGGAAAGUCUGAUUCUCACAAUUUUACUGAACCAAUUCUGAACAUGUUUCCUCCCUUUCCCUUAUUUUAAUCUCUAUUACAGAGGUAGUCAAAUAUUUAGCAUUUAUCUUGACUUCCUAUUUUUUGGAGUCACACUAAUCCUUGACUAAAUUCUAGUAGAGGAAGUAGGUCUAAUAGCUUAUACUUAAUAAAUAUAAGCUAUGAUAGCACCAUAUGAUAUAGACACAUCAUUUAUUCUUAGUAAUUUUUUCUACAGAAUUUCAAACUCAGAGUUGCUCAUGUAGGGAACUUGAACAUUUAGUUCUUUUACUUUGCCAAAUUUUGAUUGUAUGACAUCCAUAAUUAAAUAACAGCUUCUACUCACUAGGGGAAUGUCACAUUGUGCACCCCAGCUCUCUUGUAGAUUCAUGGAUAAGAGAAAAGGGUAUUUGGCAUUGGAAAAUAGAAAGGAGAAAAGGCCAUAGUGAGAGACCAAAGCCCAGAAAAUGAAGGCUAUUUCUAGACUGUGUUGUCCAUUGUGCCACAUAAUUGGCAUACCUUAACUUUUAUCAUCAAUUUUUAGUUUAGUAUACUUCUAAGGAAUUUUCCCCAUCUGAUGUUAGAAUGAAAGUCAGUAGGAAGUAGAAUUUGCUUAACAGUUGGAAUGCUGCUUUGAAAAAGGAGUAAAACCUCAUUAAUUUGGAAUUUGUGGUCAUUAGAGUUAGACUGGUUUAUUUACCCUUGUGGGAUCUAAGAAAAGAGGAAUACCUAAGCAAAUUAUGAGGUUAUGCAAGAUUUGACCUACUUAAAAGAAACCUGUUUUUUAAAGCACUUUAGCAUUAGCCAUUUUACAAAAAUGCACUAAUCACAAUUUGACACCUGUUGUCUUAAGUAUUGAAUAAUAUCUCUUUGGGCUGCAUUAUAGCUGCUUAAAUAAUAAAACCAUAUUUAAAAUGUUAAGUUUAUAUUAGGUUGCCCUUCUCCCUGGUAAGACUAAAUUAAUGACUUUUUAUUAUAUCUUCCAAAGUACCCAUGAAAACCAUAAGUUCAUUUUCAGUCAGUUUCUCUAAUAAUCAGGCUUCAAAAUACCUCUGGACCAUCUCAGACUAUUUUAUUCUAGCCAUAAUAUCAUAGCUAGCUAUAAAGCCUCCCCCUCCACCCCGCAAUGAAACACUUGGAGCCCAAGACUAGAGCUACAGAAUUAUAUGCAAUAACAAGUGCCUUGAACUAAACUGAUGAGCAGAUAAUCUGAUAGGACAAUUUUCUGUUACUAGUAAAAGGUAGUAAUAGUUCCCAACAACUUAACCCUUAUAUUGUUAAAUAGUAAUUCUUUUCUUUUAUUAGAAAAAUUGCAACAUCUUGUUACAUUAGUUUCUUUCAUAAAUAGUAUAAUCAAAAAGGCUUAUGGAAUUGUUUAUAAUAUACAUGUGUAUUACAUGUCCGAAUUUGCCAAGAUUGAAGCAUAAGUUUUUUUAAACUGGUAAUCAGUUUUAUCAGUAUGUAUUGAACCACUCACUGCUUUGGGUACCAUAAAGUUUACAUAAUCUUAAUUAGAUAUGAUCCCUUCUCUUGAGGACAGUAGUCAGUCUAAAAGCUAAUAAAAUGAUAUUUGAACCUCUGUUUUCAUUUAGAGAAAACCUGUGGUAGAGGUUUGUUAGAUUCCUCACAAAGUAAAUAGAACAAAAAGUAAAGUCUUCAAGAAUGGGGAGGGAGAGGGCUUAUUUGUAAGUAACUACAAUUUGUAUUCAAAUGCUAUUAAACAGAGGGAAAAAUUAUUUCCUCUCAAUAAUAGGAUUUCUGCCCUAAGAAACUAAGGUAAAAUAAUUUGCAUCAUGAAAUUGAAUGGGACCUAAAAACAAAUUAGAAUUGAAUGAAUGUUCUUCCAUCUGUGUACUUUUCCUUUCCAAUUAAUUCCAUGCACCAGUUUUCUUCUUAGAGAAUUUUUAUAAUGUUGAUUAUAUUAAGUUUCAGGAAUAUAAAAAAUAGUGAUAUCCUAGAUUUUUUUUUUUGAACACAGUUCUUUGUGGCAUUUCUCUAAAAUGCCUUAUAAAGUUUUUAGGAACAUACAAUAAGGUUUCAUGAAUACUAUACUUUAGACUCAAGAGGAUUCUUUCAACAUAUGUUUUUGAUUGCUGGUAGCCAAAUUUAGAGAUUAAAAAAAACUGCAAAUUUUGAUAGGGAGAACGUCAGAGAAACAAGUCAAGGACUAAAUGAUUUCAUUUCAAAAUGGUAAUGACCUAUUCCAGGGUAUUUCCCAAUCAUUGAUUCUUGCCCCGGCAUCCUAGAAUUUGGCAAAAUUUUACCAGUCUAUAAAACUUGUUAGUAAAGGUCCUUCUUAAAAUCUCUAAAUUUAAUUAACUGCUAUCACUCCUAUGCCCUGUUCCUCUCUUGCUGGUCUUCUUUUCACUUAUAGUUCCUACUUUUGGCUUUGGAGGAGGAGUCAUCCAGUGGAAUUUAGGUAUUUUAAGUCCCCAGUAUGGUGUGGACUUAAACACUGAACUAAGUGACCAUGUUGUUUUAUGAAUUCCAGAAAAGGAAUUCUGGCUCUAAAUAUGGCCUAUAUCUCAGAUUCACACAAGUGAUAUUUGAAAUUACU
Messenger RNA from Sarcophilus harrisii (Tasmanian devil), 6235 nucleotides. It is a transcript of the gene LRRC58, whose product is annotated as leucine rich repeat containing 58. The record is from RefSeq and is a predicted model, not a curated record. Gene Ontology annotation, molecular function: protein binding. Lineage: Eukaryota; Metazoa; Chordata; Mammalia; Dasyuromorphia; Dasyuridae. The transcript has 4 exons. The coding region runs from base 74 to 1270 and encodes 398 amino acids.